CUCGUUGAAAGAUAGAAAUGUAUGUAUAUCACGUCUGUUCGUGCCACGACAAUGUUCCGACAAGUGUGUUUGUAUCUUGUCCACCGACCAUUCACACAAACUCAUACGAUCAAGAUACAACACCUCCGGUGUUACCCUUGCUCAGAAUGGUGGAGUAGAACCCCUUGGGCGGGAAUUUCUCGGUCAAGUGCACGCGCCGCUCAGUACUGAUUUGGUCGUCGCUGUGUGAGCAAUCGUACCGGCAUCGCCGUUCGUGAAACAUCAAUUUGCCAUUUGGUGACAUCACUGGAGCUUCGAAGAGCCAUGGCAGAUCAAGCACUCUCGUCAGCGAUCGCGGAAACGUCCACCACCACCACCAACGGACAUGGUGAAGAACGCACCGAAAGUGUAAGCGAACAAGUGCCGGAAUUACCCGCGUAUCUGCACGCAGCGCUCAAGCAGCUCGCCCCAAAGGAAGGCUUCACGGAGGGCAACUUUACGAUCGAGUUCGAUUUCGGAUCGAGCAAGGGCGAUGGGUUCGUGGGACAGAUGUUCAAGGCCACCAUCAGCGAGGGCGACAGGCGGGAAGUGUACUUGUGCAAAAUACCCCCACUGGACGAUGCUCGCCGCGAGCAGUUCAGCUCGAUGGCUGCCUUCGCCCGGGAGGUGCUGGUGUACGAUCGCUUCCUCCCUACCAUCUACGAGUACCAGCGAGCGAAGGGCAUCCUGAGCCGGGAUGAUGGGUUUUUCCAUACGCCCCGCUGCUACCAUGCGCACUGUGAUGAGACGGCCCAGGAAUCGGUCAUCAUCAUGGAGGAUCUUCGGUUGCGCGAGUUUCAGCUGUGGAACAAGCACAACAUUAUCGAUUACGCGCACGGCACGCUCUUUAUGACACACCUCGGUCGAUUGCAUGCGAUUUCGCUGGCAAUGAAGCGUGACCAGCCGGAGAGGUUCGCACCAUUCAAGCUGCCGAACCCGUUCGAUCCGAUGCUGAAGGCGGACGGGCCGUUUCGAAACAUGAUCCUCUCGCAGCUGCAGAUGGUGAUCGAUGCGCUGCGCGAGCAGGACACGAUCGAGCGGGCCAAGAUGGAGCAGCUAAAGGAGGACGUGUUCGACGAGCUUGCGCGCUGCGGCAAGGCUGAAUUGGCCGAACCGUACGCGGUGGUAGGACAUGGCGACUGCUGGACCAACAACAUGAUGUUCCGAUAUGAGGAGGGAAUCCCGAAGGAAAUCGUGCUGUUCGAUUGGCAGGUGAUGCGCUACGUUACGCCGGUGCAGGACCUGAUGUACUUUAUCUUUUGCUGCACCGAUGGCGAGUUCCGGCGCAAAUAUUAUCACGAAAUGAUUGACAUCUACUAUGACUCGUUGUCGACCAUGUUGACCAAGUUGCAGCAUGAUGCGAGUGAGCUUUUCCCUCGUGCAGUGCUCGACGAACAGUUGCUCGUCUUUGGUCGGUAUGGGAUAUUGAUGGGCAUGUUCCUGGUGCCGAUGAUGUGUACCCGAAACGACGAACUACCCGACAUUGAAGCGUUGGCACAAAAGAUGACGGAAACGCAGCAGCUGGAUGAAAGUUUCUUCAAAACUACCGAAUCCAACCAGGAAGCGUAUGCCACACGCAUCAGAGCCGUGGUUCAAGAUUCCAUACGGUAUGGAUAUUUGACGUGUGACCUGAACAGUCAUUUUCGGACACUACUCCGAACCGCACAAACAACGUCUGCAACAAACGGUACAAUUUCAGUUCGAAAGGCAAACCCAACUAAGAAUUACAAGAUGCCGGAACUGCUCGCUACAUCCUUACCGGAGUACAUCGCUGCCGGACUUAAGGAGGUCGCCCAAGAACAAGGAUUUACGGAGGGCUUGUACCGCCUCGAAAGUGAAUCCGGUUCCAACAUGGGCGAUGGAUUCGUAGGUCAGCUGUUGAAAGUGUUUAUACGCGAGGCCGAUCGUGAGCUCGUAGUGCUGUGUAAACUGCUUCCGGAGAGUGAAAUGCGUAAACAGCAGGGCAUAUCACUGUUUGACAGAGAAACGGAAGCUUACAUGCAAAUUCUUCCCCUGCUGACAAAGUUCCAAGAUGAAAAGGCUCUCGCGAAGCAUUUGCCCCGGUUUGACAAUGUGCCUCGGUGUUACUACGCCAAGACUACGCUCGACAAGAUGGAAUCCGUGAUCAUUAUGGAGGAUUUGCGCCUGCAGGCGUACCGUAUGUGGGACAAGGCGAACCCUGUCGAUUUCGAGCAUGCCCGGCUACUCAUGACCACCUUGGGUCGGCUUCAUGCUCUUUCGUUUGCGAUGAAAGAUCAACAGCCAGAAGAGUUUGCCAAGUGCCGAGCGUUCGAAGAUCCAAUGGGUAAAAUGUUGGAGCUCGAUCCUACCAAAGGAUUUGAGGUGAUGAUGGCCGGUAUGUGCCGUAGAGCAAUCGAAACACUGGACCAGCACGAUAACUUCCGGCGGGAGAAACUGAAGCAGAUACAGGAUCGGUGCGUGCAAGAAAUUGUUGCCUGUACGGAUGGCAAAGCAGCCGAGCCGUACGCUAUUGUAGGUCACGGUGACUGUUGGUCCAACAACAUGAUGUUCCAGUAUGCAGAAGAUAAUAAAACACCUUCAAAUAUUAAAUUGAUCGACUGGCAACUCUCCCGGUACGGUUCACCCGUGCUCGAUCUGGUCUACUUCAUCUUCAACUGUACCGACGAGGAGAUGCGUUCCCAUAGCUACCAACGGCUACUGAGCAUCUAUUACCACAGCCUUAGCGAGCAUCUGCACAACCUGGGAGGAGACGUUGAGCGGCAGUAUCCACGCAUCGCUUUCCGAGAGCAGUUGAAAAAGUUUGGCCGGUACGGACUUGUGAUGUCCAUGAUGGUGCUACCGAUCAUUUGCACUCCGAACGAUGAGCUGCCCGAUACGGACACGGCAAUGGAGGGUUUCAUGAAUGACAUGACUAAUGGAAACACCAACGCUGAGCUGGCGUACGGCACGACGGAAAAGGCCGCAAUUCGCUAUCGGAAACGAAUGUCCGGAUGCAUUCGCGAUACCAUACGCUAUGGAUAUAUUUAAGUUGGUGCAACGGAGAUAUUCGAUAAGUAAUGAUAUUGUGCUAGCCCUAGAUGGUUUACUCGUGAUAUGAUUUAAUUUACUCAGCUAUAGUUUCACGCGAAUUUCAAUGAGUAAAAGAGUGUUCAUAGAGUACAUUAA
Molecule: messenger RNA, 3165 nt
Organism: Anopheles arabiensis
Lineage: Eukaryota; Metazoa; Arthropoda; Insecta; Diptera; Culicidae
Exons: 5
Coding region: 304-3027 (907 amino acids)
Source: RefSeq, a predicted model, not a curated record